AUGACGACACCUGUGGAAGUUGAAUCUGGUGAAGAAGAAACUACAACAGAAGAGUAUGAAUCAACGGACACUUCACGACCUAAUGUGGAAAGACCGCAGCCAAAAGCGGUCAGUCGCUUUCGCCCUUACUUCACAUUCGCAGUUUCCUUGACACAGUUGUUUAUGUUGAUCUGGUUGUGCUACACGACAACUUUCACUGAAAUAGGCUUGUCACCAAGGACCUAUUACAGAAUAGAGCCUUUCACGUUUCGUGGUAAUGUCACUGUUACUCACAGUGAACGACCGAACCCCUUGAUUGGCCCCCCAGGAGCACAGUUGAUAUCCCUGGGGGCGCUCUACCCGCCGUGCAUCAGGGAAGAUUACGCGUUUAACGUCUACAUGGUUCACGCUUUGCAGCUGCACGUUGGGGAAGGUGGAGAAAAACUGGGCUGCUGUGAGGUAGAGGAAGUGAACGCAGCAGGGACAACAACGAAGGGAGAAUGUAGCAUUCUCUCAAACAACAAAGCGACUUGGAGGGAAGUACGUUGUAGUCAGCGGUCUUCACCACAAUCGGCCGUCAAGCAUAUCUUGCGACCUUGCUGUAAAGAAGAUGGGCAGUGUACGCUGACCAGUCCGCAGCAUUGUUGGUUUAUGAAGGGUCGAGUUCAUCUUCACUUUGACCACUGCACACAGGUCGACUGUCUAAGGCAGCUUUGCAUUCUGGGCAGUGAUAUUGCAGCUGACAAUUACGUCACACAAUUCGCUCCACGUCGAGGCAAUCAAUGGUGGCGAUUCGUGACGUCACUUUAUCUACAUCAUGGUAUUCUAGACUACCUACUGAUCACAUUUAUACAAAUAAGGUUGUGCUGGGGACAGGAAAACGUUAUGGGAUGGUUGCGCAUAACAAUGGUGUAUCAUACUGCUGGCGUGGGCGGACAAUUGAUUGGCUCCCUAUUUACAAAGCAUGACUCGCCCCAGGCCGGAGCAGGUCCAGCCGUCGGCGGUAUCACGGGCCUGGCUCUGGUUGAACACGUGAUACGCAGACGAACGAUAAAGAAUCCUGGGCGAAGGCUUACUUUCUUAAUUGGCUCGCUCUUUGCUCUUAUUUUUCUUGGCACCCUUCCACAAGUUAACAGCUUUUCUCUGUUGACCGGUUUACCUUACGGUUGCUUGAGUGCAUUGGUUUUUUGGAGUCGAAUCGUGUUUCCACGGAAAUUUUUCUUAUGUCAAUUUAUAGUUGUGUUUACAAUAGUCAUGAUAUUUUUGUUUAGCCUCGCUCUUUUCUACGGAUUGCAGCAGAUAAGCUUAAGUUCCUUCAUGCGGUUUGUAAAUUGCAUCCCGUAUGCGAGAGGUUUGUGUGAUUAA
Molecule: messenger RNA, 1344 nt
Organism: Pocillopora verrucosa
Lineage: Eukaryota; Metazoa; Cnidaria; Anthozoa; Scleractinia; Pocilloporidae
Product: inactive rhomboid protein 1-like
Biological process (GO): regulation of epidermal growth factor receptor signaling pathway; regulation of protein secretion
Cellular component (GO): endoplasmic reticulum membrane
Molecular function (GO): serine-type endopeptidase activity
Source: RefSeq, a predicted model, not a curated record